This is a messenger RNA of Gavia stellata (red-throated loon), 1224 nucleotides long. RefSeq names its product protein Z, vitamin K dependent plasma glycoprotein (gene PROZ). Gene Ontology annotation, molecular function: calcium ion binding; serine-type endopeptidase activity. Gene Ontology annotation, cellular component: extracellular region. Bases 1 to 1224 code for a protein of 407 amino acids. Lineage: Eukaryota; Metazoa; Chordata; Aves; Gaviiformes; Gaviidae. Gene Ontology annotation, biological process: proteolysis; blood coagulation. The record is from RefSeq and is a predicted model, not a curated record. The transcript has 8 exons.
AUGGCAAGGUGCUCUUGGACAAUAUUGUUUCUUCUCUCUGCCCUUUUCCUUCAGACAGAGCAGACAGUGUUUAUAUCAGCUGAUGAUGCGAACAAAGUUAUCAAGAGACAGAAGCGUGCCAGUUCCCUACUUUUGGAGGAGGUCCUCCAAGGCAGCUUGGAAAGGGAAUGCCUUGAAGAGAGAUGUACGCGUGAAGAAGCAAGAGAAGUAUUUGAAAACGAUGAAAUGCUCAAAAUGUUUUGGGAUGCCUACUACGGCGGCAGGAGGUGCUCGUCGAGCCCCUGCCAGCACAAUGGCGUGUGUGAGGACAGCAUUCGCGGCUACACCUGCACCUGUGCCGAAGGCUACGAGGGAGAGAACUGUGCUUUCGCUAAAAAUGAAUGUCACCACCAAGCAAAGGAAGGAUGUCACCACUUCUGCUACCCGGGAAGUAAUUCCUACCGUUGUUCCUGUGCUGAUGGCUAUGAGCUUGGUAACGACAAAAAACAGUGCAUUGCCUUAGAUCAAUGUGCAUGUGGCAGACUUCAAGACAGUUAUAGUCUGAUAAGUGAAACCAGGAAGAAAAGUGAUGAGCGAUUUCCUUGGCAGGUUCUGCUGCUGAACUCAGAAGGGAGGGGCUUCUGUGGAGGAGUGCUGCUAAAAAGUAACUUUGUGUUGACUACAGCGGAGUGCGCCCUUCUGCACAGCCAUUUUGAAAUCAGGGUUGGUGCUGGUCCUAAUGGAACAAGCGGAACUGAGGAGAUAAUGCAAGUUAAGGAGAAACACAUACACAUCCGGUAUGAUGAAGACACUGGUGAGAACAACAUUGCAUUGCUACAACUCCAAGAGCACGUUGAGUGCAACAACCACCAGCUUCCUGUCUGCAUCCCCGAAAGAGACUUCGCGGAACACGUUUUAAUUCCAAAACUGGCUGGUACAGUCGGUGGCUGGAGAAUGGAAGGUGAUGAACUUCAAGGUGAUGAGUUUCAGGUUUCAUACCUUCCUGCUGAGGACUGCAACCAAAUACUCAACAUAAGCCUCACAAACAGGCAGUUUUGUGGACACCUCCAGGAGGCCGUAGACAAAGGACUGGCUGGAGGAAGCUUUUUAGCUACCGAGUAUAAGGGCACUUGGUUUCUGACAGGUAUCCUGGGAUCUUGGCCACUAGAAGACACUGAUUGGGAAACACUUCUAUUCACUAACACCGCGAGGUAUAUGAUAUGGUUUAAACAAAAAAUGAAGUAA